This is a messenger RNA of Lottia gigantea (owl limpet), 1557 nucleotides long. RefSeq lists its product as hypothetical. The record is from RefSeq and is a predicted model, not a curated record. The transcript is spliced from 14 exons. The coding region runs from base 1 to 1557 and encodes 518 amino acids. Gene Ontology annotation, biological process: protein ubiquitination. NCBI's taxonomy places the organism in Eukaryota, Metazoa, Mollusca, Gastropoda, Lottiidae. Gene Ontology annotation, cellular component: Cul4-RING E3 ubiquitin ligase complex. Gene Ontology annotation, molecular function: protein binding.
AUGGAGCGGGAUGAAAAUAUCUACCUCAAACUACGACAAAGAGAAUAUUGGCCCAAAGAUGGAUACAGGAGAAAUUGUAAAAUAUUGAAGACUAUUGUUUGUAAGGGUAGAAUAAAGUUUAGAAAAGUUUGGGAGAAGCAAUCAACAAGACAUAUAUCAUGCGAAGGGAUAAAUUAUUUAUUUUUUGAUAAUUAUCGACUACAUUACUCAGGGUCUAAUCUAUCUGGAUGUCCUCAUCAAUCUUAUCAUCUGCCCUCAGUCAGUAAAGAUAGAAAAAUAGAAGAUGCUUUGAUACUUCAUUCUUCUUUGGAUUCGUUAAUUUUACCACGAGAAGAACAGGCAGAUCAGCUGAUUUCUAUAACAGCUAAUAAUAUAUUACGUAUUUAUAAUUCUUAUACUGGACAGAUAUUACAUGAGUUAAACAUCAACUCAAGACUUAAAUUCAGAGAAAUAGCCUGGGCUGUAGAUCAAGAGACGUUUGUUAUUAGAUCAGUACAUAAUAAAUUAACACAGUUUGACAGGCAGGCAGGAAGAGAGAGUACUAUUGUGAAAGUAAUAGCUGUAUUUGAUGUUUUACCAUUAAAGUUUGUUGGAAUGAUUGAAAUAGAUAGACAGAUAUGGGGUAAAGAUGUUAUAGACAGUAUGGUAGCUGGUGGGAUGUUAAUUAUCAUGCAUCAAUCUGGCUUUGUUAGAUUCUUCAGUUUUCAUCACAUUCUUAAACAGUAUGGCAGCAGUAUUAACCGAUCCACAACCAGUGUUUCUGUGAAUAUAUUGGUAACAGAAUACCCCCCUGUACUUCUGGAAGUGAAAUGUUCGGAACAUAAUGUUCAGAUGGGUGGUUUCCCUUGGCACUAUAUGAUAACACCUCAUGGUAGUUUGGGGCGCUAUUCUGUAUGUUCAUUCAUGGACAGACAAGUUAUAGAAGGAGGCAGUCUACAUUAUGACCAUGAUAGUGUAGAAUUAGAUACAGCUACAUUCCAUGAUGACGAGUCUGGUAGAAUAGUACAUAUUGGUUAUAACAAUGUCAGAGUUUUACAGAUAGUAGAAUCAGAUGACAAUAAAUGUAAAUUACAAGUCAAUUUUCAUAUAGUUGUUCAUGAUCAGAAUGAUGAGAAAAAAGAAGAUGUUUUCAAUAAAUUUAGUUCAUCUGGAAGACAGAUAAAAAGGAAAAUUAGUUUAGAUGAAAUUAGAGAAGAGAAUAAUAAUGUGACUAUCCAUGAUGUAGAUUAUGAAAAUGAAUUGGAUGUAUUGUGUAUUAACUCUGUUAUAAAAGGGACCGAAUCAUCUGAAGGUUUCCUGGGAAUUUAUGAUAACUAUAACGGCCGGUUAUUGAGAGAAAUAAAACUCUUGGAACCAUUUUCUGAGUUCUGGGAACACAGAGUAAUUUUAGAUCGAGACACUAUAAUUCAGAUUAUAAAGUCAAGCAGCUCAAAAGUGUCUUGUAUUGUGUAUAAACUAUUUUGUGUUACGGACGAUUCACAUGAUAUACCAAGCGGGAAACAAGCCAGAAAAACUGAGAUUCAGACCACGAGGAGAUCAAGGGCAAGGAGAAGAUAA